Coffea eugenioides is the source of this 1352-nucleotide messenger RNA. Its product is annotated as hydroxyproline O-galactosyltransferase HPGT1-like. Gene Ontology annotation, cellular component: Golgi membrane. Lineage: Eukaryota; Viridiplantae; Streptophyta; Magnoliopsida; Gentianales; Rubiaceae. Gene Ontology annotation, molecular function: hexosyltransferase activity. The record is from RefSeq and is a predicted model, not a curated record. Bases 8 to 1051 code for a protein of 347 amino acids. The transcript has 12 exons.
AGGUAGAAUGGUUAAUGGCCGGGGAUCUAGUAACCACCGGCUACCAUCGGCGUCGAGUUUCCAAUCCCGGAUAUGUUUUAUGAUGCUCUCGAUGUUCGCCACCAUGGCUUCGCUUUAUGUUGCCGGCCGAUUGUGGCAGGAUGCAACAAAUAGAGUUCAUUUAAUAGAAGAGCUUGAUAGACGAACUGGACAGGGGCAUUCUGCUAUAUCUGUUGACGAUACUUUGAAGAUCAUAAAUUGUAGAGAACAACAGAAGAAGCUAGUGGCUCUUCAGAUGGAGCUGGAAAAAGCACGGACGGAAGGCUUCGUUUCAAAUUAUUUCUCAGAAAAUAGUGGGACACAUAGAAAGAAAAAGCUUCUUGCUGUUGUAGGGAUCUUUACAAGGUUUGGUCGUAAGAAUAAUAGAGACGCAAUCCGUAAGGCAUGGAUGCCUGCUGGUACAGAAUCAUUUCCCUUGGUGCUGCUUCAAAGAAACUGGAGGAAGAGAAGGGCAUCAUUAUACGAUUUUGCAAACCGUGGAGACAUUUCAGAUAAGGACAUCGACAAUGAAUAUAGGCAGACUAAUGACUUCAUAAUUCUUAAUGAUUAUCUGGAGGCUCCUAAGGAGAGUUCAAAGAAGGCAAAAUUAUUUUUUGCUCAUGCUGUGGAGAAUUGGAAUGCUGAGUUCUAUGUUAAGGUCAAUGAUGAUAUCUACAUAAAUAUUGAUGCACUUGGAGCUGCACUUGCCAGUCAUUUGGAUAAGUCUCGUGUUUAUAUUGGGUGCAUGAAGUCAGGGGAGGUUUUCUCUCAACCGUCCCAGAAAUGGUAUGAACCAGAGUGGUGGAAAUUUGGGGAUGGGAAAUCAUAUUUCCUGCAUGCUUCUGGAGAAAUAUUUGCUAUAUCUCAUCCCCUGGCACACUUUAUCUUAAUUAACAGGUCCAUCCUUCGUACGUAUGCCCAUGAUGAUGUCAGUGCUGGAUCCUGGUUCAUUGGCCUAGAUGUUAAGCAUGUUGAUGAAGGGAAGUUUUGUUGCUCAUCCUGGUCAUCAGGGUCUGUUUGUGCGGCUUCCUAGAUUUUGAGUUCUGUGGGAUUAUUGAGAGACCUUGAAGAGACACACUGUUGAUUCACUUUCUGCAGCUUCUAUUCCAUCGAGUUUCAUGAGGACUCAUAAGCAUUCUUGUCAGUAGAAGUUGAUGUUCACUGGCUUGAGUUAGAUUGCAACAAGUUUCUUGUUAAUAGCAAUUUACAAGCGAGUCAUUAUCCUGGAAAGUGUUUCAGAUGCUGACGAUGUAUAAUACAGUAAAAAUGUAGAUUGUACCUUCAUAGAGAUUUAGUAUAAUUUUAUUACACCGAGCUCCAUGGUGUUUCAUAGA